AUGCCCAGCACGAAGCCACUGGCACUGCGGGCUAAUUCCCGCGCCUUGCUGGCCUCCUCUGGCUGGCGCAUCUGCCGGGGCCACCUGCCCCCAGACCACUGUGACGGGCUCUUCCCCCAGCCCCUCAGUCCCUGCAGGGCUCUGCCCAGCCACAAGACCAGCCCCAUGCUGGGCUGGCUGUCCCAGCGGAGUGGGCAGACGCUGAACGCCGAGGUGCAGAACAUCUCACGCGCCUUUGUGGGGCUGAACGAGGAGGUGGCCAGCGAGGAGGGGUAUGACCUGCGGCAGCGCCAGCACUCAGACCCCCAGCUGGCCCCCAGCACCCAGCAGCUGUACGAGAUGAAGACCAAACUACGCUGCACCUAUGUGAUCGAGUUGGGCAUGCAGCGCUGCCGGGACUGGUUCAGCACCAAGCAUGAUGCUUGCAUGGCACGAGUGGUUGUGCCCCUCAUCAGCCACCUCCUCUGCCUACCCAUGAAAUUCAAGCUCCUCUGCCACAUCGUCAAGAUCAUGCACAGCUGGUGCUGGGACAAGAUCCCGGUGGAGGGCAACUUUGGGCAGAUGUACGACCUGGUGAACAACUCCGUCAGCAACCUCAGCCAGGAAUUCAGUGCCAGCGUCGUCUUCCAGGAGGAACACCAUGAGAUGCUGCUGGGUGCCAACGUGUCAGCGGAGCAGCUGAUGGAGGAGGUGACCUUGCACCUGCAGCAGCAUGGUGCCCACCUGGGCCAGGCCAUCUCCUUCUUCCGCCUGCUGCUCUCCUGCACCUUCCUCCUCGUCUUCAUCUCGGCUUUCUCCUACACCAAGCAAUACUGCCGGGAUAUCUGCUUCGACAACCUCUACGUCACCACCUACUUCCGCCAAAUUGAUGCCCGCCGCAGAAAGCAGCACAAGCGGACGCUGCUGCCCCUGCGCCGGGCAGAGGUCUCAGCCGUCAUCUUCCCAUGCCGCUUGGCCGUGCAGCCACCUGAGCUGCAGAGCAUGGUGCUGGAGCUGCUGGAGUGCAUCCCGCCCGUGCUCCUCCUCCUCCUCGCCUGCGGUCUGGACCACACACUCUUCACCAUGCUCAGCAUCAUCCAGCAGCACUCCUUCGUGCAGUACUCCUUCCACAGCAGCCACCACUUGGCCGUGCAUGUGACGGGCACAUCCCUGAUGGCUCGGCUCCUGCGGAGCACCAUCGGGGCCCUCAAUACCUCCUCCGACACCCAGCUGGAGACGUCCAACCUCGCCUGCCUGCCGCAGCCCCAGGGCAUGACGAGGCAGCAGUACGUGGGCAGCUGCCUGCCCCUGGCUGUGCUGGUGCUGCUCUGCCUGGCCCAGGUCUACACGUACCGCCUGCGCCGCGCCAUCGCUGCCUUCUACUUCCCCAAGCGGGAGAAGAGCCGCGUGCUCUACUUCUACAACAAGCUGCUGCAGCAGCGGCAGAGCUUCGUCCACCGGCAGCGGAAGCGCAUCGCCCAGCGGGCACGGCAGCACCCAGGACUGGACCAGGUCUGCCCCGUGCCUGCCUGUGGUGCCCAGUACUGCAGGCUGUGCUGGAGGGAGGUGGGCAGCGUGUGCCUCGCCUGCACCCCUGGGGACCCCAGCCUCACCCAGGACAGCAGUGACGAGGAUGCAGGGUACGCAGCCUGA
Molecule: messenger RNA, 1632 nt
Organism: Haliaeetus leucocephalus (bald eagle)
Lineage: Eukaryota; Metazoa; Chordata; Aves; Accipitriformes; Accipitridae
Gene: DCST1
Product: DC-STAMP domain containing 1
Exons: 12
Coding region: 1-1632 (543 amino acids)
Cellular component (GO): membrane
Source: RefSeq, a predicted model, not a curated record